CCCAUAAAAAUGGCAACAUAAAUCAAAUUCCUUCUCUUCAAGUCUUAAUCGCCCGCCAUAAAUAAGUUAAGUUGUAAAAUAUAUCAACUACCAGUCACAACUCACAAGUCUCUCCCCCAAAACAAUCUUCUACAUCUUUCUCUCUAUCGAUACUCUCUGAGAAUCUCAAAGGAUUAGCAAUGAUUAACUAACACGCAAAUACGUACUCGGAUUAUUCAACUCAGUUAUCUCUACUUAAGCUUUGGGCCGUGGCAUAAAUACGAGGCCAAAUAUAAAAAGUUAUGUUGGACUAGUCUGUUGAGGAUUGUUAUGGCAUGUGCGGCUUGCUCCGUGUACCCUUUUAUGGUUGGUUUGGUUACCUAUUUUGCAGUUUUAGGAUUGUUGGUAAUCAUAACUUUCGCAGUCCUAAAGUUUCUAGGGGAAUGGAGAGGAAGGCAUCCAGAAGAAGGUGAAAGUAACCUUUUGAUGCCCCAAUAUCACAUAGAUAAGAUAGAAACAACUAGCUAUGGAACUUAUAACCAGCAAGAUCCCGAGUUCGGAAAUGGCAGUAGCAGCAAGUGUUGGGAGUUAUAUGAUGCUAACAUUUGUGUGAUUUGCUACGACGAGCAAAGGAAUUGCUUCUUUGUGCCUUGUGGUCAUUCUGCUACUUGUUUUAUCUGUGCUCAAAGGAUAUUUUACGAGGAGAACAGAAAUUGUCCAGUAUGCCGAAGAUUCAUAGGCAAAAUUAGAAAAUUGUUCACUUCUUACUUUCAUAAUUGAUUGAUGUUCAAGUCCAUUUUCUUGUUGCAUACAAUAGUUUAAGUGUACCAUUAGGAGUGUAAUUGAAAGUAAGUGUACGGUUGGGAAAAGUUAUUACUAUAAGUCUACAAGUAUACUAAUAGGAAUUUCCUUAAAUUUUAAGAUUAAAGUUUGAUUCUGUUUA
Messenger RNA from Spinacia oleracea (spinach), 922 nucleotides. RefSeq names its product probable E3 ubiquitin-protein ligase LUL2. Lineage: Eukaryota; Viridiplantae; Streptophyta; Magnoliopsida; Caryophyllales; Amaranthaceae. Bases 310 to 759 code for a protein of 149 amino acids. Gene Ontology annotation, molecular function: ubiquitin protein ligase activity. Gene Ontology annotation, biological process: protein ubiquitination; cell cycle. The transcript is spliced from 5 exons. The record is from RefSeq and is a predicted model, not a curated record.